AAGUGAGCAGGUACCGAGGGGCCGCACAGUCGCUGGUCUGGGAGGGAAAGAUGCCACAGUGUGCCACAGCAGCGCUGCCACGGGACGGCCCGCGGGGACAGGUGAGCGGCGCGGCGGCGGCCGGAGCGCUCCCCAAGCGGGUGAAGGUGGUGGAGGUGGGGCCGCGGGACGGGCUCCAGAACGAGAAGAAUGUUGUACCGACACCGGUGAAAAUCAAUUUAAUCAAUAUGCUGUCAGAGACGGGGCUGCAGGUUAUAGAGGCCACCAGCUUUGUUUCCCCUAAGUGGGUUCCUCAGAUGGCUGACCACACUGAAGUCAUGCAAGGGAUUAAUAAAUUACCUGGUGUCAGUUAUCCUGUGCUGACCCCCAAUCUGAAAGGAUUUCAGGCGGCGGUGGCAGCGGGGGCCAAAGAAGUGUCGAUCUUUGGAGCAGCGUCCGAGCUCUUCACCAAGAAGAACAUCAACUGCUCCAUAGAGGAGAGUCUGGAGCGGUUCGGUGAAGUGAUGACGGCAGCGAGAGCCGCCAGCAUUCCUGUGCGGGGAUACGUUUCCUGUGUCCUUGGAUGUCCCUAUGAGGGGAAGAUUUCUGCAGCUAAAGUUGCAGAGGUCUCGAAGAAGAUGUACUCGAUGGGCUGCUACGAGAUUUCCCUCGGGGACACCAUCGGCAUUGGGACCCCGGGGAGCAUGAGGGAGAUGCUGACAGCGGUGAUGAAAGAGGUGCCGGUCGGGGCUCUUGCUGUUCACUGCCACGAUACCUACGGACAGGCUCUUGCCAACAUCUUGGUGGCGCUUCAGAUGGGUGUGAGCGUGGUGGACGCGUCCGUCGCUGGCCUUGGGGGCUGCCCCUACGCCCAAGGAGCUUCUGGAAACGUCGCUACGGAGGACUUGGUGUACAUGCUGAACGGCCUGGGCAUCCACACGGGUGUGGACCUGCAGAAGCUGAUGGACACGGGCACGUUCAUUUGCAACGCUCUCAACAGACGCACCAAUUCCAAAGUGUCGCAGGCGUCGUGCAGACUGUGAUACUGAACCGAGUUUCUCCUUGGACCAAGAAGAAAGGCAGGAUUCGGUGUUGGCCGUUCCGUUGUGACCCUCAGCGCUCCUUCCAGUGCUUGCGGGGAAAUGUGUAAUCCACUAGAAUCUGUGAAGAACCAGCUCAGAACCACGUCCUGGAACUUCUCCCUUAGCAUCUUGUUGUGAUAAACUACCAGCAGAGGAUAAACCACAGCUUUUCCAGUUAGAGCACUUCUCCAGGUCAGGCCUGACCCUUCCUCCCUCUCUCUCCUCGCUCUAGAUGUUAAGACUGAAAGCAAAAUGUUCCCCUUGGUGAUUAAAGCGUCAAGGGGCAGCCUUGGACCUUCUGUCUUAGCGUUGAGGGGUUGUAAUAAAAACUGUAUCUGUUGUAAGAUACUUCUAACUACUAGGAGUAAUAAGCACAUUAUUUAAUACUCUAAACUACUACAAGUUUGGGUUAACUAAACCAGUGGAAGAGCUUUUGCUGCUGGUUUCCUUCCAAGUGCCUCACCAUGGAACCGCUGCAUCCUCGUGUGCUGUGUCCCAUCCCCUGAGAGCAGACGGUGUGAAACACACUUAUUCCGUACGCACACGUACUCCUCACGGCACGCAGGUCCCAGGGGAGUCUCCCCCAGUCUUCUAUUUAAAAUAAUUUAUUUUAUAAGUUUAUUUGUGAGACUGGAGACAAGUGCAAAGACCCCGUCCUUCCCUGAGGUGAGUGUAGCCGUGUGCUGCACCUCUCUCAGUGGACCGGGUGUCUCCGCAUCACUUAAAUACGCUGUAACAAUUAAAUAAACAGUAACACUGAAA
This is a messenger RNA of Columba livia (rock pigeon), 1823 nucleotides long. It is a transcript of the gene HMGCL, whose product is annotated as 3-hydroxy-3-methylglutaryl-CoA lyase. The record is from RefSeq and is a predicted model, not a curated record. Gene Ontology annotation, cellular component: mitochondrion. The transcript is spliced from 9 exons. Bases 51 to 1022 code for a protein of 323 amino acids. Gene Ontology annotation, biological process: ketone body biosynthetic process; L-leucine catabolic process. Lineage: Eukaryota; Metazoa; Chordata; Aves; Columbiformes; Columbidae. Gene Ontology annotation, molecular function: hydroxymethylglutaryl-CoA lyase activity.